This is a messenger RNA of Struthio camelus australis, 1705 nucleotides long. The record is from RefSeq and is a predicted model, not a curated record. Lineage: Eukaryota; Metazoa; Chordata; Aves; Struthioniformes; Struthionidae.
ACCACAGAAAAAUCUCUUUAAUGUUAAACUUAGGCAACAGUUCCACAGUUUGUUAAUCCAAGGCUAUGGAUUCUGAAUCAAAGCACAGUUACAUAGGAAGCUUUCUUCAGCCACCAGAUAAAAUACUUCCUGCAGCCUUUGCUCAUAGUGAAUCAAAGAAGUUGACAGCUGUUGAUGGUGAAAGGCCUCCCAUCCUCAACAACCAAGCUGUGGUGGCAGCCCUGAAAACCCUCCAAGAAAAGAUCCGCCGCCUAGAGCUGGAGAGGUCACAGGCAGAAGAUAAUCUGUGCAGCCUCUCUGCAGAAGCUGCUCAGUAUAAGAAGGCCUUAGAGCAUGAAUCCUACAAAAAGGACAUAUCACAUCAAGAACUGAUGCAACAGAGGAAAGGUGUAAGUAUGCAGUUAAACGCAGCACAAUCCCGCUGCUCCCUGCUGGAGAAACAGCUGGAUUACAUGAAGAAAAUGGUUUCCAGUGCAGAACUGGAGAAAAAAAUGAUUUUAGAACAACAGACCCAGCUUCAGAGAGAGAAAAAUCAGAACCGGGUGGAGUUGCAUGCAAAACUUGAAAAGCUUGAAGUGCUAGAAAAACAGUGUCUUAAACUUACUGCUACUCAGAGGAUUGCAGAAGACAAGAUCAAACACUUAGAAGAAAAGCUUUGCGAAGAAGAACAUCAGCGCAAGCUAAUACAAGAGAAAGCUGCUCAGCUUCAAACAGGAUUUGAGAUAAAUAGAAUUUUGUUAUCUUUGGCUUCAUCUCAAAAUGAACUGAAAAAGAAAAAUAGAAAGAAGAAAAAAACUAAGAAGAAAAAUCCUACUGUGAAGAGAAUGUACCUUCCGCAAUUUAAUGUAAAGGCUGGUGUGCUACCUUUUGUGGCUGGGAAGUCUGCCAGCUCCAGCCAUUCUGUUAGUGCAAACGUACAAAGUGUGUUGCAUAUUAUGAAGCAUCGCAAUCCUCCUUUCUCAUCGCGAGGCCAGGAGGGAGCUGCAUCUGGGAUUUCAGGACAAACUGUUGCUUCAAAAUCUGUAUCUUCUUUUUCUACAAUAUCUACUGCCACCAGAAAUCUUUCUGACCUUCUUUUGGCCGUGGAAGAUGAGCUGGGCCAAAUGAGUUUUGAGCAUCAAGAACUCUUGAGGCAGAUACAGGGAACUCAUAACUCUGAAGUUCGUGAAGACCUAGAACGGGAAUUGGAUUGCCUUGUAAAAAAAAUGGAGAUUAAAGGAGAACAAAUAUCCAAACUGAAAAAGCAUCAGGCUAAUGUCCAGAAAAUAAAGCAAAAAACUCAGAAAUUGAAGCAAGAGGCAGCUCAUGUCAAACUAAAAUGUGGUGACCAAAAGGAAACAAAGGAAAUUCCAGUUGCUAUAAGGGAAAGUAGGUCUAAGGCUUGUCCUGGGCAGAAAAGCAAAAGCUCUCUUCAGCUGUUAAAGAAUGUGCAGAAACUUCAGUGGACACUGAAAAGAGAUGAUAUCAUGUGGGAACAAUAGUUCAGAAAUUUGCCGUGUUAAAAGUCUUUGAAGUUGCCUAGAAGCUAAUAAGUUUUGAAUUUCACUAAGUGGCUUUUAAAAAUAAAAUAGACAUAGCAUUUCACAUUCUAAACUGCCUAAUCACUAGUAAGUCAGUUUGUUCAGCUCAAAAUUAACUUUCAUGUAGCAUGACUGUAGUUCCAUUACACUGACUUGUAAUAAAGCAUUUUUAAGGUAUUAAUGGG